Paramormyrops kingsleyae is the source of this 2764-nucleotide messenger RNA. It is a transcript of the gene slc16a13, whose product is annotated as solute carrier family 16 member 13. Gene Ontology annotation, biological process: transmembrane transport; monocarboxylic acid transport. Lineage: Eukaryota; Metazoa; Chordata; Actinopteri; Osteoglossiformes; Mormyridae. The record is from RefSeq and is a predicted model, not a curated record. Gene Ontology annotation, molecular function: monocarboxylic acid transmembrane transporter activity.
CGGCUGAGUCCCCGGUGAGGUUCAGAGUUCAAAUGUAAAUAACCGCACACAUGCCACGGACUUCAGGAUCUCCUCUUCUUUGAUCUGUUGCUCUUGCGCGCCUAGAUCUAGAAGCACAGACCGGGUCGCCACACAAGGGUCCAUGGCCAGACUGCCCCCCCGGGAGCCGGCGGUCGCCCCCGACGGAGGAUGGGGCUGGGUGGUGGUGGGGGCGCUGUUUGUGGCCUCAGCUCUGGUUUUCGGCCUCAUCCGCAGCCUGGGCAUCUUCUUCGUGGAGUUCGUGCGGCACUUUGAGGAGGGAGCACAGGCCGUGUCCUGGAUCACCUCCAUUGGUGUGGCCACGCAGCAGAUGAUGAGUCCAGUCGGCACAGCGCUGUGUAACGCCUACGAGGCCCGACCUGUGGUGAUGCUGGGCGGCCUGCUGGCCUCGCUGGGCUUGAUUCUGGCGUCGCAGGCCACGUCUCUCACCCACCUCUAUCUGACCAUGGGCCUCAUUUCCGGCUCCGGUUGGGCACUGGUCUUCACCCCCAUCGUGGGCUGCGUCAUGGCGUACUUCUCCUGCCGGCGCUCCUUGGCCAUGGCCCUGGGCUUCACUGGCGUGGGGGUCUCCUCCUUCGCCUUCUCACCCCUCUUCCAGCUGCUGGUGGAGGUCUACGCCUGGCGGGGGGCCCUGCUCAUCCUGGGAGGGCUCAGUCUGAACCUCAUAGCCUGCGGGGCUCUGCUCCGGCCCCUGAGCGGCGCUAAGGCCGUAGCACAGACCCCCGAUAACGAUGUGCCGGCGGUGGCCUCCUCACGCCCCUCCUUCUGCUCCCGGGUCUCUGCCUACCUGGAGCUGUCGCUGCUCCUCCAGAAGACCUUCUUGACGUAUGCGCUGGCUGUGACGCUCUUCAACGCUGGCUACUUCGUGCCUUACGUCCACCUGGUGGCGCACAGCCGGCACGCGGGCUUCUCCGAGUACCAAGCCGCCUUCGUCAUCUCGGCCACGGGCGUGUCGGACCUGGUGGGCCGCGUGGCGUCAGGCUGGACGUCCGACAUGGGCUACGUGCGGCUGCCACACCUGCUGUCGCUGUGGACGGGCCUCACGGGCCUCCUCAUGCUGCUGCUGCCGCUCUGUUCCUCCGGGGGCUCCUACCCCGGCCUGCUCCUCAUCAGCCUGGCCUACGGCUUCUGUGCUGGUGCCAUGACGCCCCUCGUCUUCUCAGUUGUGCCGGAGAUUGUGGGCGUGGGCCGCAUCCUGGGUGCCCUAGGGCUGCUGCAGCUCAUCGAGAGCAUGGGUGGGCUCCUCGGGCCGCCACUGUCAGGUUGGCUGAAGGACAAAACUGGCAGCUAUACAGCCUCCUUCCUGCUGGCAGGUGGCUUCCUCCUCACAGGGAUUCUAGUGCUGGCCGCUCUGCCGUCCUACUUCUCCUGCCGACCCCCAAAGCCCAAGCAUCAAAAACAGAACCAAAGCCUUGAGUCUGGACUGCUGGACCAUACUGGGACCCCCCCAGACCUGACCAAUAAACCUUAUAACUCGGGACCACCUCCCAUCUCAGAGCCACAUUCUGAGGACCCCCUGAUGGACCCGGGUCUAGAUCUCACAUCCAUGCGGACGUCUUCUUUAAGGGAAGAUCCCAAAUGCUGACCACGCUGCUUAGGAACACCUGAGAUGGGAGGAGCCAGCCCUUGCCCCUCCUCCUCAGGACAGCGAUGCUGACUGACGUGUCUCAAAGAUGAUCUUUCAGUACCAAAAAAAUCUUUCAGUAGACCAGCAGCUGAAAGUUUGUUAUUUCAGUUACCUCCAAAACAGCUUCUGGUUAAAACUGAGUAGUUUCAUCCUUGGGGAAGGAAAAUGAGGAAGGGAUCUUUAAUGUGACCGGGAAAGUACCUCUUUCCAUAGACAGGUUCCCUUUGAAUUCCUCCCUGUCUGGGAUGGAGCCUGUUUUCUGUACUUACUUUUAUUUUAAGAUUGAUCUGUCAUGGCCAAAGCGUUUGUAGGCCUGGAAUCCGUCUCUUCCCUAUAUUUUCAUAAGGUCACAUGAUAGCAUGCGCUUCCCGUCCCCAGUCAGCUGCUACAGAUGUGAUCAUUUCUCUGAAGAUGUCCUCGAGUGUCAGAGGAACAGAGAAUGUUCGAGCGCUUCCUGUUUACUGAAGCAUAUAUCUUCUGUAUCAGAAAAUCACGUCAAGGCGUCCAUCGCCAUGCAGCUGCGUGCCUGUGACCUUCUUGACCUUGCCGUGUGUCGGCAGCCAGCCAGGGUCCAGUGAAUGGCAGGGUCCAGUGAAUGGCUGUUUAAACGGGAGCUGAAAGUCAAGCACUCGCUGAACUACAGGAAUUCUGAUGUGUUUUUUCAGCCUGUUUAUAGGGACGUUGUCUGAGCUGUGAUCAAGCCAAUAGACAAGUAGGCAGACAGACAGAUUGCAGACAGACAGACUGCAAGCAGGCAAACAGACUGCAGACAGGCAGGCAGACAGACUGCAGACAGGACUCUGGAUACUGCCUGACAGAACAAAGGCAUCCCCAUGCCCUUGAGAGCAGUCUGUAGACCCUGAUGAUCUUCUCCUCCAUGCGGUUCCUCAUGCCCAGGAAGCAGUGCUCAGCCUGACUAUUAUAACAGCUGCCAUCCAUCAGUCUGUAAACCACAGCUGCCUUUUGUCACCGCUCUUCAUUUUGUACGUUUCCUACCGUUUUUCACCUCUUGACGCGGCUUUUUGCUGUCCUGCCUUACCGUUCACUGAUGAUUAUCUUUUCCAAAAUAAAGUCUUAUGCAAUAAAAUCUAAAAUCCA